AUGUCACCAAGACAAUCGCCAAAGAAAAUGAACCCCAUCUUGGGCCUGGGCCUACUUUUGGCUGGCCUUCUCACUGUGGAAAGUCUUCAGCAGCCCAACCUCCCUCUGAAGAAUCAUGUACCAGUGAGCCAGAUCGAAUCAUGGAAGGGAAGGAGGGCAGCCCAGGAACUCACAAAGCGGAACACAGAAUUCGGCUUCAAGCUUUUCAGGAAGCUGGUGUCCAAUAGCCCGGACAAGAACAUCUUCUUUUCCCCCUUGAGCAUCUCUUCAGCCUUUGCUAUGCUAUCUCUGGGUGCCCAGGAUUCCACCCUGGAUGAGAUCAAGGAGGGUUUCAACUUCAGGGAUAUUCCAGAGAAAGACCUUCAUGAAGCCUUUCAUUACCUCAUCCACAGGAUAAACCAGGAGGGCCAAAACCUGAAGCUGAACCUCACAAACACCUUGUUCAUCGACAAGAAGCUGAAGCCACAGAAGAAGUUUCUGACAAAUGUCAAGAACCAGUACAAUGCAGACACCGUCCCCAUCAACUUCCAGAACUCGGAAGAUACUCGGAGGCAGAUCAAUGACUAUAUCAAUCAGAAAACCCAGGGGAAAAUCAACAACCUGAUCAAGAAUAUAGAUCCUGGCACUGUGAUGCUUCUUACAAAUUGUAUUUUCUUUCUAGCCAGGUGGAAACAAGAAUUUGAUCCAAAAGCAACUAAAGAGGAAGAUUUCAUCCUGGAUGGAAACAAGUCAGUGAAGGUGCCCAUGAUGUUCCGCGGGGGCAUAUAUGAAGCCGGCUAUGAUGAACAGCUCUCCUGCACUGUCGUGGAAAUGCCCUACCAGGGCACCAUCACUGCCAUCUUCAUUCUUCCUGAUAAGGGUAAAAUGAAGAAUGUGGAGGAGGCCAUAAACACGGACACUUUGGUCAGAUGGAAAAAACUAACAACACGAAAGGUCGUGGACAUAUCUUUGCCCAGAUUCUCCAUCACCGGGACCUAUGACCUGAAGAGGACGCUGUCCUACCUGGGUAUCACCAAAAUCUUUGAGGAGCAUGGUGAUCUCACCCGGAUCUCCCCUCAUCGAAGCCUAAAAGUGGGUGAGGCGGUGCACAAGGCAGUGCUGAAGAUGGAUGAGAAGGGAACGGAGGGCGCAGCGGGCUCCGGAGCACAGACGCUGCCCAUGGAGAAGCCGCUCUCCAUCACUAUAAACAGACCCUUUUUGGUGCUUAUUGAGGAUAGCGUCCUGUCUGCUAGAAUCUUCAUGGGAAAGAUUGCUAAUCCUACUGGGGCGUAA
This is a messenger RNA of Prionailurus viverrinus (fishing cat), 1272 nucleotides long. It is a transcript of the gene SERPINA12, whose product is annotated as serpin family A member 12. Gene Ontology annotation, molecular function: serine-type endopeptidase inhibitor activity. The record is from RefSeq and is a predicted model, not a curated record. The coding region runs from base 1 to 1272 and encodes 423 amino acids. The transcript has 5 exons. NCBI's taxonomy places the organism in Eukaryota, Metazoa, Chordata, Mammalia, Carnivora, Felidae. Gene Ontology annotation, biological process: negative regulation of endopeptidase activity.